AACUAAAGAAGGAGGAUUUUCGGGAACUGUAGUUUCUGGAGGGAAGUAGCGUCCUGACUUCCUUGGCGUGGGUCUGUGCACGUUGAGAAGAUGAACGGGAAACGGCCGGCGGAUCCUGACCCAGCGCGGCCAAUGAAGAAGGGAAAGAAGCAAGUAUCGGCAGAGUUUUCGGACGCUGUCACUGAAGAAAUCCUGAGGAAGCAGGUGGCUGAGGCCUGGAGCUGCCGGACCCCGUUCAGCCAUGAAGCUAUUGCCUUGGACGUGGAUCCUUUCCUUCACUGUGUGAUCCCAAACUUCAUCCAAAGCCAGGACUUCCUGGAAGGACUUCACAAAGAACUUUUGAGCCUGGACUUCCAUGAAAAGUACAAUGAUUUAUAUAAGUUCCAACAGUCUGAUGAUUUGAAGAACAGAAAAGAGCCUCAUAUCUCAGCUUUAAGGAAACUUAUGUUUGAAGAUUUUCGGGCCUGGCUUUCUAAGGUCUCUGGCAUUGACCUAGAACCAACCAUUGACAUGUCCUGUGCUAAAUAUGAGUUCACUGAUGCUCUGCUCUGCCACGAUGAUGAACUGGAGGGGCGCCGGAUCGCCUUCAUCCUGUACCUGGUUCCUUCCUGGGACAGAGACUUGGGGGGCACCCUGGACCUUUAUGACACUGAUGAACACUUGCAGCCAAAGCAGAUUGUCAGGUCUCUUAUACCUUCCUGGAACAAACUGGUUUUCUUCGAAGUGUCUCCAGUAUCCUUUCACCAGGUAUCUGAAGUCCUGUCUGAAGAAACAUCACGUUUGUCUAUAAGUGGCUGGUUUUAUGGUCCUUCAUUAACCAGGCCUCCUACAUACAUUGAGCCCCCAAUCCCUCGAAACCCUCACAUCCCACAAGAUCAUGAAAUUUUAUAUGAAUGGGUCAACCCUGCUUACCUGGAAAUGGAUUAUCAAAUGCAAAUUCAAGAAGAAUUUGAAGAAAGGUCUGAAAUUCUCCUGAAGGAGUUUCUUAAGCCUGAGAAAUUUGCAAAGGUCUGUGAAGCCUUGGAGAAAGGAGAUGUGGAAUGGAGAAGCCAUGGUCCCCCAAACAAAAGGUUUUACGAGAAAGCGGAAGAAAAUAACCUCCCUGACGUGCUGAAGGAGUGCAUGGGCCUGUUCCGCUCUGAGGCGCUCUUCCUGCUGCUCUCCAACCUUACCGGCCUGAAGCUUCACUUCUUGGCCCCUUCAGAAGAUGAUGAGACCGAGGAGAAAGGAGAGGGGGAGGCAGCCAGUGCUGCUGCUGGCAGUGAAGAAGGGACUAGCCAAAGCCCCUCAGGGCCAGAGAAUAAUCAGACAGCUGCUGGCAGUCAAGAGAACGGUGAACAGGCAGACCCAGAAGCACAGGAAGAUGAAGCAAAGAAAGAAUCGAGCGUUCCCAUGUGCCAGGGGGAGCUGAGGCGUUGGAAGACUGGCCAUUACACGUUAGUCCACGACAACACCAAGACUGAAUUUGCCCUGGACCUGUUUCUGUACUGUGGCUGUGAAGGCUGGGAGCCCGAAUAUGGCGGCUUUACCUCCUACAUUGCUAAAGGUGAAGACGAAGAGCUGCUCAUAGUGAAUCCAGAAAACAAUUCUUUGGCGUUGGUCUACAGAGACAGAGAAACUCUGAGAUUUGUGAAGCACAUUAACCACCGCAGCCUAGAGCAGAGGAAAACCUUCCCAAACAGAAGCGGCUUCUGGGACUUCGCAUUCAUCUACUACGAGUAACAAGAUGGGGCAGAGCCAGCUAGCAUUCACUCCACCAGUGCCGGGAACAUGGAGUCUUCGUGGAGUGAGGGAGAGCUUGGCAUGCUGGGUAACAGUAUCCUCCAAGCAGGCUGUCCUUGCCGGCUGUGCUGGUGCACACCUGUGAUGCCAGCCUCGGGAGGCAGAGGAUGGGGACCUUUAGUUCCAAGGUCAGUGUGGCUUACACAGUGAGACCCUGUCCCAAAACAAAACAACUCUUGGUCAUCCUUUCAGAAAAUUUGUGGUGGUCCUAGGUCUAGACCUCAUGCUAGAGCUACAUACUCAGCCCUGGGUUGCUAAAAAAGUAGUUUCCCCAUUGCAAUUCUCUUCGUUCUGUAGUAACUGCCUUGGUGAGUUUCUAACUUUGGUGAUUUUUUUUUUUAAUUUAUGUAUAUACAAAAUUUAGCAGGGUAACUUUUUUUUUGGCUUAGGGUUUUGUUUUGUUUUUUGUUUUGUUUCUUUUGACAGGGUUUUACUAUGUAGCCCAGGCUAGCUCUGAAGUACUGAUCCUGCCUCCUCAACCUCCUAAGUGCUGGAAUUGUAGGCAUGAGCCACUGCACCCACCAAUUCCUGCAUGUGCAGUCCAUGGAAUUGAGCCCAUUGAAGUGCUCCAAAGCACCCGUCACUGCCAUCUGGAAAAUACCCAGAUCCCAUAGGGAGUGGGAAUGGUUUCCUCUCUGCCCAUAGGGGAGUGCUGCUGCCCUUCUCUGUUGACUUCGCCUUCCCAGUGAAUCGUACAGUGGGUCUCGCUUCCUGAUUGGCUUGUUUCACUUAGCACAGUGUCCUCAGAGCCUACCAGUGUUUCCACUGUUUUUCUUUUUCACUCCUAAGUGGUUGUAGAAAUUGCUAAGCCCAAGAGCUGUGACACACGGUGCUCCCACUGUGGGCUGAGCUCUACCCUGACUCUGAGGAUAGGGUACACUCGGGUAGGUCUGCCUGAAAAUGAACAUAGCCCCAGGAAUUCCAUAGCUGCUUACUGCCCUUUGUAUUUCCUCUCAUCUACCGCCUUCCAGCCCAGCAUCGUGGCUUCUCUGAGUCUAGCCUCCCAGUGACUGUUCGUUCCUAAAUGCUGGAGGGCUGGGUAAGGAACUUGCUGUCUUUCCCUUCCCUUGGAAAGAGCCCCGUGGUAAAAGGCAGUGUCAGGAGGAGAAGCCCUCCUUUUGUCUCCAGUCUUUCCCCUGAACUGCUCCAUGGGGCUGUGGCAUAGCUCUUCCCAUUGUGCGGGUGUGCGUGAUGGCUGAGAGAUGUCCUCACACCACUCCACACCGCAUCUGUUUGCUGCUUUCUCUGUUUCUGACUAUCUUUGCGGGUUUCAGUGUGGACUUUACAUUGGUAGGAAAAACCCUGGAACUUUGUCUUAUUCACACUUCUCUGACAUCCUAAAAGUCCAUCCAAAUGCAUUCUUUUACAUUGGCUUUCAAUUUGUUUUAUUUACCCCAGUCAGUAAAACAAAUUUAACAUUCAUACCCUAAUGAAUACUUACAAGUUUUAUAUGUUCUGAUAUUAAUCAUAAAACACAGUAAUUUUUAAAUAAUUACAUGAGAAUAUCUGGACCUAAACUGAGGGGACAUAUUUUAAUUCCAGCUUUUGGAAGGUAGAGCCAAGGGGAUCAAGAGUUCAAGACUAUGCUCAGCCACCCAGCGAGUUCAAGGCCAGCCUGGGCAGCAGUACACCUUGUCUCAGAAACAAAGAUUGAGUCAGGAGUGGGAGGCACACAUCUUUAUCCCAGGACUCAGGAGGCAGAGGCAGGCAGAUGUGUGAAUUCGAGGCCAGCCUGGUCUACAGAGAGAGUUUCAGGACAGCCAGAGCUAUAUAGUGAAACCCUGAUUCAAAAAUCAAAAACAAAAGACUCUCCAGACCUAGUUUUCGAGUUGUCUUCCCACGCCAGGCAGUGAUGGGCUGCUGCCCACGCAGACUGUUGUAGACUCUACCGCACUUGAAGCCAGAGCAGUGCAAGUAGGACUACACAUACUUAGUUGCUAAUGGUUACUUUUGAAGCUUGCCUUUUCUGAACUGCUGCAGACGAAAGGCAGUUCCGCUCCCCCACCCCACCCCAUUGAAGUGCCUGAGUGGGAAGAACUCUGAAAGGUCCCUCUGUCUUUGCAGAGCCUCCUGGCCUGCAAGAACAAUAGAACCUGCAGGUUGCCUUUCUGCUCUAGUGAGCAGCUGCUUCUUCCAGUUGCCAUGUGCUGCAUUGUUGAUGUGUGGGUGAGACAUAUGGUGUAUGACAGUGGGCCCGUACGUCUACGGUGGAGCCAAAAGAUGCCUGUAUUCCAAAUCACUCAGAGUCAGGGUGAGGCUAGGGAGAACAGGCCACAUGUGCUGCUGCUACAUGAGAGUGCAACCCAGGCAGCUGGGCACACAACUGUCACUCACAUGACCUGCUCAGAGUGUGCACUGUUAAGGUGCUAAGUCCUGUGUGCAGACAACACAGGUGGAAGGCAGUGAGAAUGAAGACAAUCAUAAGUGUGUGGGCCUGUGUGCAUACACGCGUGCGUGUGUGUGUGUGUGUGUGUGUGUGUGUGUGUGUGUGUGUGUGUGUGUUAGUUUUAACAGAAAGGUUAAAAAAAUGAAAAUAACUCGAAGGAAAUAUUUUUGUACAGCUAUACAAUGUAAAGUUAUAAGUCAAAGUUUAAAAUAAAGUUCUAUUACGUAAGCUAAGGCUAUUGAAGAUAGAGUAUUUUUAAUAUGUCGUUCAUGUUGGAAGGCAGGAAAGCUUCCACUUAGUCUGUCCAAGGAUACUGCACAAGAAACCUUGCCUCAGCUUGCAAUUGCUUCAUUCUUGAUACUGAUUGGUUGCUGCUUUAGACAUGGGGCAAGAGAGUCAAAUGUGGGCUCUCAAUACCUCUUGUUGGUAAAAGCUAUGCUGUUUUCUGUGUGACCAAUGGCAUGUCUCUCUCCUCUAAUUCUUAAUUGUUUUCUUAUUUAUUGGUGUUUUUGAGAAGGGUUUAUGUAUACCCUAAGCUCUCCAACUGCUAAGAUUAUAGAGUACCACCAUGUCCAGCUGUGACCUUCCAGUUCUCAUUAACUCCUUUUCCUAAAGGUGAUACUCCCUCCAAAGAUAGAAGCUUUGUAUCUCUUCAGACUACAUAAACAAUGCAUGUUCAUUGUUGAGAAUUUAAAAGUGUGGAAAACCACAAAGGUCAAUUGAACCCCCCCCCCCAUCUGUGUGCUGCUGUAAGUGUGUCACAAUGGCCACCCUGCACUGUAUUAGGAAGCAUGGCUUCUCUUUGUCCUCUCGUCUCUUCCUCCUGUUGGGUAAAUACAAGGUUGUAAGGCAGUUUGUCGGGCGGGGCUUUGAGGGAGCCACUAAGGCCGCCACUGCAGACAAGAAUGAAAAUAGUUCUCUCAGUGGUUCCUUAAGAAUAAAAAGGAGCAGCCAGAGAUGCAUUUGGAGACCUGUGUUCCAGCUAAUGCUACCCCAGCUGAUAGACUGCCUUUAAAUUUGUUUUUCCUUAAUAUAAAUGUUUACACAUACAUUUGAGUGAUAAAAAAAAAAAAAAGGAUGUCUGUAUUUUUUGU
Molecule: messenger RNA, 5262 nt
Organism: Mus pahari (shrew mouse)
Lineage: Eukaryota; Metazoa; Chordata; Mammalia; Rodentia; Muridae
Gene: Ogfod1
Product: 2-oxoglutarate and iron dependent oxygenase domain containing 1
Exons: 13
Coding region: 91-1722 (543 amino acids)
Biological process (GO): regulation of translational termination; peptidyl-proline hydroxylation
Cellular component (GO): cytoplasm
Molecular function (GO): iron ion binding; L-ascorbic acid binding; peptidyl-proline dioxygenase activity
Source: RefSeq, a predicted model, not a curated record